AUGGUUGGAUGGGUGGCGCACAACGAGGGAAUUCACAUCCGACAUCAGUUAAACAGCACAGAAAAGCGCAUCGGUGGUCGUAAACUGCCUGUAGACGGUUUCAACGAGCAGACGCAAACUGUGUACCAGUUUCACGGGUGUUAUUGUCACGGCCAUGACUGCGCUCUGAACAGAGGAAAGGAGUUCAACGACAAACAAAACAAACCCAUGGGUGAGCUGUUGGAAGAAACCAGAGCCAACACCGAGUAUAUUUGCAGCAAAGGCUACAGCGUGGUGGAGAGGUGGGAGUGUGAAUGGCGGCAAAUGAAGAAAACGAAUCGUGAACUACAGCGAUUCAUUGCCACCGAAGUCAGGAGAACCUUGGAUACGAUCAACAUUAUGAGCCCGGAGCGGAUAUUGAGCGAGGUGCGAAAUGAGCGUUUCUGCGGAUGCGUGGAAGUAGAUAUUCGUGUACCAGAUCAUAUGAAGGAAAAGUUAAGUGAAAUGUGCUCGAUCUUCAAGAACACAGAAAUCAGCCGCAAUGAUAUUGGGGACUUCAUGCAAACUUAUGCAGAAGAACAUAACAUCAUGGCCCAGCCUCGGCGAAGCUUGACUGGGAGUAUAAAAGGGGAAAAGAUCCUGCUGGCCACACCCCUCCUCAAGUGGUACCUGGAACAUGGUUUAGAGGUCACCAAAGUGCACCAAGUGAUCGAGUUCACCCCUGAGCCCUGUUUCAGACCUUUUGGGGAUGCAGUGUCAGAC
This is a messenger RNA of Porites evermanni, 741 nucleotides long. The record is from the annotation of a GenBank genome assembly. NCBI's taxonomy places the organism in Eukaryota, Metazoa, Cnidaria, Anthozoa, Scleractinia, Poritidae.